UACACCUAAGGAACCACUGGGUGAACAACGAGGAUCAUCUCUUUUGGAGGCCCAUGCUCUCUGUAGUGAAAUGGAGACAGAGCCAUGUUGUGAAGCGCAUAAUGACCCUGGAGUAACGGCUACAGAGUCUGAGGUGAAGGAGGCAAUUUUCAGACUUGAUGGAGACAGUCUCAAUGAGCUGCCCCGUGCGCCUGCAGAGGAAGGCGAGGAGCUGUUUGGGAGUGAGCAGGCUGAAACAGAGAGAAGUGCAGCAGAGAAUAAAGACUCUGAGUUAAAAAGUCCCUCUGAUCCUGAGCAAGAGAGUGGAGAGACAGGAUGCAAGGCAGUGAAGAAAUUCAAAAAAUCAAACAGUUGGAAGAUGGUAAGAUUUCAAGACCCAUCAACAGAAGAUGAUGUGUUGGAGAGGGACAGCUCCACGGAGAGUCUCUUUCCUGAAUAUGCCACACAGGAGUGGACUUCCACAAGCUUUGAAGAGCUGUUCAUGGCAGAAGAUUGGACAGAGAUUACAGAGGACCGGCUGUUGAGGAAGAAAGUGCUGGAGCCUGGGACUCCACAGGGCCCGCACCCUGCCUGGGACCAGGAGGUUACUGUGAAGAUGCAGUGUGUCCUGGAGGACCGCACUGUGGUGGAAAAGGACUGCAAGCUUGUCUUUGUUAUUGGAGAGGGAGAUGUGAACCAGGCCUUGGAGGAGUGUGUCAUGUCCAUGCAGAAAGGAGAGAUCACAUUACUGCUAACAGAUUCGCAGUAUGCCUAUGGACUUCUGGGAAGAGAGCCUGAUAUUCCAGCCUGGGCUCCUUUACUCUACCAGCUGCAGCUGCUGGACUUCAGAGAGAAACCGGACCCAUUAACUCUGCCCAUUGCAGACCGCAUCCGCAUCGGCAACCAGAAACGAGAGACAGGGAAUUUUCAUUUCCAGAGGGAGGAAUACAGCUUGGCUGCCCGGGCCUAUUGCGUGGCUCUGGAUGUGCUCACCACACGCAGCAAAGAUGGUAAUGAUGUUGGUGUGAAGGAAGAGGAGGAGGAGGUGCAGGACUACCGUGUGAAGUGUUUGAACAACCUGGCGACCACUCAAGUCAGACUGGAGCAGUUUGACGAGGCUCUGCACACCAGCCGAGACGUUCUGACCCUCGAGCCAAACAACGUCAAGGCCCUCUUCAGGGUAGGAAAGCUCCUGUCUGACAAGGGUGAAUACAAAGAGGCUAUGGAAGUGCUAAAAAAGGCCUUGAAACUGGAGCCAGCCACCAAGGCAAUCCAUGUCGAGUUAUCUAAACUUGUCAAAAGGCAGUCUGGAGGCAAAGAAACCCAAGAGUGGAAACCCAAACCAGCAGAGAUGCUUGGAGACAAUAUUGCACCUUUCCUGAUCCCAUCUAAGAAGAAGCCAUCUGGAAUUUCCUGGAAAUUUAUACUUGGAGCUCUGGUGGUGGCUCUGGGCAGUUUGGUGACGUCAAUGAUUUUGACUGCAAGAAACUGAAAUCCUCUGCUGGAAGUAGUUCGAAGAUCAUCAUCUUCAUAUGCAGAGUUUGGUCUCGAGUCAUCUAAUAAGUUUAUAUGAAAAGAGUUUUCUGCUGUUGAUUCAACACGACAGCACUGGAGCCUGAACUAAAAAGCUCUCGUCUGAAAAACGAAUAAUAAAACAGAGUUCUCAGUAGGUUUCUGCUGAUCGAUACGACAGAAGUUUCUCAGCUUUCCAGUUCUGUCUGUUUCACUUGGAAAAAGGAUUACGUUUCUCUUUGUCGUAAAUAAUGGGGCCUGGAAAAUGUUCCGCUAUCACAGAUGUUCAACAAAAAAAAUUAGUGGAUGUGAGACUUUUGUAAAGAAAAACCCAGUUACAAGCAGUUUUAUUUACACACAGUUCUCUGACACACUGAUAAAUCCUUCAAUUAGUACAAGCGAUAAAGCCGCAAUACAGUAUUGCUUACAGUGACGAUGAAAACAAAAAAAAUGUAAUAUUUUUCCCCCUCUUAUGCAACUCUAGAAAAGAAAUCUGGGAAAAAAAAAAAUAGUGCAUUGAUCGAAAAAAAUAUGUGUUUGUG
Messenger RNA from Pelmatolapia mariae (spotted tilapia), 2033 nucleotides. RefSeq names its product FKBP prolyl isomerase 16 (gene fkbp16). The coding region runs from base 71 to 1471 and encodes 466 amino acids. The transcript is spliced from 8 exons. Gene Ontology annotation, molecular function: peptidyl-prolyl cis-trans isomerase activity; protein binding; protein folding chaperone. Gene Ontology annotation, cellular component: endomembrane system; mitochondrial envelope; cytosol. The record is from RefSeq and is a predicted model, not a curated record. NCBI's taxonomy places the organism in Eukaryota, Metazoa, Chordata, Actinopteri, Cichliformes, Cichlidae. Gene Ontology annotation, biological process: protein folding; negative regulation of apoptotic process.